AUGUCACAAACUGAGUCGUUAGAAGAGCUUGUAGAUAAUUGUCAUAUCGAAACAACACAGGUGACUCUGCAAGGAUCUGCAUCAACACCGAUUUCGACAAUUUUCGCAUUUACAGGCAAUGGAAAAACAAGAAGAGCGAAAUCAAACGCAAUUUGUCGAUUUUCAACAAACAUAGAAGAAAGAAAACGAAAGAAGCAACACUAUCUCAUUCCAAUCGGAAGUGUGAAAGAAACAGGAAGUCCUUACCAGAUGCCAAGGUGGGUUGAUGUUGCCUCCAUUAUUAACCAAGGUACAGAUACUCAUAAAAAUAUAGACUUACUCAAAGCAAGAGAAAACGAGCAUUUAAUGACUCUGAGUUCGGGGACUUUAACAUCAGUGUUGACGAAACUGAAGUCGUACUCUGUGCUUCCGGUAAAAAAUCCCAUGCUUACACUAGAAGAACUGAUGCAGUUUCAUGCGAAUAUAAAUGCUAAAGUUUUUCAAGAGACUCACGCUAAAUUCGUUUGCGCGAAUAUUAUGAUGGCACUGCGGUUUCUUCACGAACACAAAAUAUUCCACGGAUCCAUUUGCCCACGAAAGAUCGUGUUUAAUGAAAAGGGAUAUCCGUGUUUGACUGGUUUUGGCACAGCAGACAUCAUCGAUGACCGUCAAAGCCGUCCUCGCGAGCGAACACAGUUCGAAUAUACAAGCCCAGAGCAAAUGUAUUGGGAAUACAUCACUGAGGCGACAGACAUCUAUUCUACAGGGUGUGUCAUCUAUGCUUUCCUUUAUGGCAGACCUCCACACCAAGGAAGCGACACGUUGGCAACUCGGCGCAACAUGAACGAUAAACAUUUUGUAGUAGAAUUUCCCCGAGAUACACUUUCUCGUCAGGGAAAGAAGUUUAUCUCGAAAUGCAUAAGAAAGAGGGAAUCGCGAAGAUACAGUAUUCUCGAAACAAAAAACAUGUUUGAAGACAUUUCUUGGUUUUCUGGCUUGAAUGAAGACAAAUUGUACAAGCAGGUCAUCCCAUCACCUUUGCUUAGUGCCAUUCAGAAGACAUCAAGUGCCAAAUCUGAAAUAUAA
This is a messenger RNA of Mercenaria mercenaria, 1065 nucleotides long. Its product is annotated as putative 3-phosphoinositide-dependent protein kinase 2. The transcript has a single exon. The coding region runs from base 1 to 1065 and encodes 354 amino acids. Gene Ontology annotation, molecular function: protein kinase activity; ATP binding. The record is from RefSeq and is a predicted model, not a curated record. NCBI's taxonomy places the organism in Eukaryota, Metazoa, Mollusca, Bivalvia, Venerida, Veneridae. Gene Ontology annotation, biological process: protein phosphorylation.